Messenger RNA from Dermatophagoides farinae (American house dust mite), 3249 nucleotides. Lineage: Eukaryota; Metazoa; Arthropoda; Arachnida; Sarcoptiformes; Pyroglyphidae. The record is from RefSeq and is a predicted model, not a curated record.
AUAAUGAUAAUAAAUCACCAGAUGUUUAUGAUGAUGAUGAUGAUGACAAUGAUAAUGAUAAUGAUAUGUUUACGCUCGAUAUGUAUCGAUCAAUAGUGCCUCAUUUUGAUAUUUUAAAUUUGAUUCCAGUCGAUAUGUCUUCGGAAUCAAUCAUCACUACUACUGCUACUACUAAUACUAAUAGCCACAAUACUGCCCAUAGUAUAGCUUCCUCUUCUUCAUCGUCUUCAUUUAUGAAUCAAUCUGGUAAUCGUUUUGUGAAAUCGUUUUCCAAAAAUAAAUGGCAUAAAAUUGGUAAUAUUACCUAUGAUCAAGCAAAUUUAAAUACAAUCAUGUAUAUUGGUAUGGAUAAAUUGCCCAAUUAUGUUUUAUAUGCUACAAAUAUGAAUCAUCAAAAGCAAUACCAUCAUCAUCAUCAUCAUCAUCAUCAUCACCACCAACAGCAGCAAAAUAUUGUCGUUGAUAAUAAUGAAGAAAUGACUGUUAAUAUUGAUAAUAUCGAUGAUGAUCAUUUUACCACAUUACAUAUGAGUAGCGGCAGCGGCAGCGGCAGCAGUACCAGUAGCAGCAGUGGUAAACCACGUUUUCGUGUUGUCACCAAUAUUGCACCACCAUUUGUUAUUGAAUCAACUAAACUGGAUAAUAAUACAUGUCUUAUUGGUGAUUUUUGCCUUAAGGUUUUGACCAACGUACGUGAUGAUUUAAUAUCAAUAUUUACUGAUUUUCGUUCACAACGGCGACAAUUUGAAGGACAUAAUUAUCAGGUUAAUUGUUGUGCCGGUAUUGCCAUCGAUUUAUUGAAUGCCGUUGCAAGAGAUCUACAUUUUGAUUAUGAUCUUUAUUUGGUUGCCGAUGGUCUAUUCGGCAUACGUAAAGAUGGUAAAUGGGAUGGCGUUACAGCUGAUCUUGUUAAUGAUGUAGCACAUUUAAGUUUCACUGCAUUCAGUACGACUAGUUCACGUGUACAGGCUAUUGAUUAUUCGGUGCCAUUCUUUUAUUCCGGUGUAUCAUGUCUUUCAUCUGUUAGCUCCUAUUCGGAUGUACGUUUAUUGGCAUUUUUAAUACCAUUCAGUUAUGAACUAUGGGCAGCUAUAUUUGCAUCAUUAGUAGCAACAGCCAUUGCUGCUGCUAUUUAUGAAUGGUUUUCACCAUUCGGUCUGAAUCCAUGGGGCCGUCAACGUACAAAAAAUUUUUCAUUAGCCUCUGCAUUAUGGGUCAUGUGUUCAUUAUUGUUUAGCCAUCUUGUUGCCUUUAAAGCACCAAAAUCUUGGCCAAAUAAAGUUCUAAUCAAUGUUUGGGGUGCAUUCAGUGUAAUAUUUUUGGCUACCUAUACGGCCAAUAUAGCUGCACAUUUUGCUGGAUUUCUAUUGCCUGAAGUUAAUGAUUUUCAUGAUAGUAGUCUAAUGAAACAACGUACUGGUACAGCACGAAGUUCAGCAUCAGAAGGAUAUUUAAUGGAAAAAUAUACUGAACUAUGGCAUCAUAUACAACGAUAUAAAGUGGAUAGUUUUGAUGCUGGACUUGAAAGUUUACGGAAUGAUAAAUUGGACGUAUUGAUCGGCGACACGGCCAUAUUGGAUUAUUAUCGUGCCAAUGAUCCAGGAUGUAAUCUACGUUUAUUAGGUGAUUCAAUAUUUGAUGAUGCAUAUGCAAUCGGUAUGCAAAAAGGUUUUCCAUUUCGUGAAUCCAUUUCAAAUUUGAUACUAAAAUAUAAUGAAUAUGGUUUUUUGGAUCAAUUACAUCGUAAAUGGUAUGGCCGUGUACAUUGUUUAGAAUCAACAUCAUUAUCGAAACCAGAACCAUUGACUGUACGUGGUGUUGCCGGUGUAUUUCUUAUGCUUACCAUCGGUAUAUUGGUUGGCAUUAUUAUAUUGUUGGCCGAACAUUUUACAUUCAAAUAUCUAUUGCCUGGAUUGAGAAAAAAACCUAAAGAUUGUUUUUGGAAAAGUCCAAAUUUAAUGUUCUUUUCACAGAAAUUAUAUCGAUUUAUCAAUACAGUUGAAUUAGUGUCACCACAUCAUUCGGCAAAAGAAAUUAUCACCAAUCUUCGUGAAGGUCAAAUUGCAAGUCUUUUCCAGAAAAGUGUUAAAAGGAAAGCAAAAGAAGAAGCACGACGACGAAAAAGUAAAUCACAAUUUUUCGAAAUGAUACAAGAAGUUCGUAAAGUCGUACAUUUACAACAAACAGAACGUAGUAUGCAACAAGAUGAUGAUGAUCAUGAUGAUCAUGAUGAUGAUGAUAAUGAUGAUGAUGAUGAUGAUGAUUUAUCAUCAUCAGAUUUGAUUGAUGAAGAAGCGGCAUUGAAUACGAAUACAAAUAUGCGUGUUACUAGGCCAUCAUUUUCAUUAUCAAAAGAUGAACUUAUUGAAAUGGAAUUCAAUCAUCAGAAUCGUGUUUCAUCAAUCAGAUUUCGUGAACCGAAUGAUAUGAAUCAUGAUACAAUUUAUCAUCCACCAUCCAUACCACCAGCACCACCACCACCACCACCACCAUCAUCAUCAUCAUCGAUAGUAGAACGUAAAAGUAAAAGUAAUCUGAAAAUUUCAAACGAAUCAAAAAAAUUAAACAGUUCAACCGAUAGUCAACAGGAUGUGAUUGUUGAACAUGCACAUCGUCUACGUUAUCAUCAACGACGACGUCGAUCAAGCAGUAGUAGUACACAACGACAUUCGAAACAGAUGGAAACAGUACAAUCACGGCGAAAAAAAUUACUACAAACCCAUACACAUAGUACAUCGUUUAGUUUGGAAAACAUUUGUUUCGAAGGCAUCCUAUCAGAAGGAAUAAGUGAUCAGAAUGAAAAGCGAAAAAAUUUUCGCCGCAGACGUAUAUUAUCAUUUGAAGAUUUACCGGCAAUCAAAAAAGAAUUAAGUGAAUCAUCACAAGAAGGUGAUCAUUAUUCAAUGAUUGAAUCGGAACAAUAUCGUCAUUAUACAACAAAAUCAAUUAGACCGAUAAGAAAAUCAAAAUUAAAAUCAUUACGUCAUCAAACUAUGACCACAUCAUUAUCAUCAUCAUCAUCGGCUGCGGCGGCGGUGGCUGCGGCUCGAAGUAUUGAUAUUGGACGGUUAUCAAGAAAUGAAAUUCUAAACCUAUGGAAUUCAUCUGAAAAAGAGCUAUUGAAUCGUUUAGAGAUGACAAUACAACAGAAUCGUGUAUUGGAAGAGAAGAUAAAAUUAUUACAACGAAUGUUGAAAAAACCACCUUGAUGGAAUUGAACCAAAAAAAAAAAUUUCUAUGUUUAUUCGA